This is a messenger RNA of Xylaria bambusicola, 841 nucleotides long. Its product is annotated as serine hydrolase FSH. Gene Ontology annotation, cellular component: cytoplasm; nucleus. The record is from RefSeq and is a predicted model, not a curated record. The transcript has 5 exons. The coding region runs from base 112 to 768 and encodes 218 amino acids. NCBI's taxonomy places the organism in Eukaryota, Fungi, Ascomycota, Sordariomycetes, Xylariales, Xylariaceae.
UAAUGACGAGUUCUACGUGGGGGACUGCUCAGCUCCAGGUACUAUGUAUUCCUCCCAUCCUCCGUGCCAACCUCGAGUUUUGCUAGACUACCAGUAGCAAGUGUCUGAAAAAUGCGGUUUCUUUGUCUUCAUGGAAGAGGCACUAAUGCCGAGAUAUUCAAAAGUCAGACAAGCUGUCUGCGAGAGGCAAUUUCGGAAGGCAAUGAAUUUGUCUUCAUUAACGGUCGGAUACAGGUUGAUGAGAUUCCUGGAGUUUCAUCAGUUGUGAAGUCUCGUCCUAGUGAGCGACUGGGUUUCGUUCCUUUGCCAGCGGAUGCAGAGACAUACCAGGCUUUCUUCUUGGAAAUCCAACAACUCAUUCGAGCUAACGGGCCCUUUGACGGACUUUUCGGGUUUUCCGAGGGUGCCGGCGUUGCUGUGACCCUCCUAGUUGAUGAUGCUAGACGACAAUUCGCCAACUUCAAGUGUGCCGUUCUUUUCUGCGCACUCGACACAGUCAGCCCUGAUGAUCUCAAUUCCAGCCCAAGUAACCUCAGACUGCUAGAUCCUGAGACAGACCGAGUCCUGGUGACUAUUCCAACCGCCCAUAUAUGGUCUUCACGAGACAAAGUCGCCAAUUGUGCAUCGCAGAGAAUCGCGGACCUCUUUGAGCCCACCGUAAGAGAAGUCGUGGUUCAUGAAUUAGGUCAUGACAUACCAGGUGCCAGCUGCGGUGAGAAGGUUCAAGACACAGUAAGAGCCAUCGAACGCACAAUUGGAAGAGUAUAAUCAAAUGGAUUCACAACAAGCUUGCUCUUAUCUAGAUUGCAAGUAGGCGAGAUGUAUAGAACCUGGUGGGGCC